Eimeria mitis is the source of this 834-nucleotide messenger RNA. Its product is annotated as MGC83622 protein, related. Bases 1 to 834 code for a protein of 277 amino acids. The record is from RefSeq and is a predicted model, not a curated record. Gene Ontology annotation, molecular function: hexosyltransferase activity. Lineage: Eukaryota; Apicomplexa; Conoidasida; Eucoccidiorida; Eimeriidae. Gene Ontology annotation, cellular component: membrane. The transcript has a single exon.
AUGCUCUCGUUGCCCCUCCAGACAAAUUGGCGGCUGCUUAUAACUCCUAAGGUCACUUGUGCUGAAGAUCCCCCAUAUGUGGUGCUGAUGGCGAUGACGGGAGCUGGAGACCCUGAGGGGCGGACUGUCAUAAGGAGCACAUGGGGAGGGGUCAGCGAGGCAGCCGGAAAGAGGGUUCGAUUAUUCUUCUUGUUGGGCACCGUGGAGUCGCAGGAUGUGCAGAAGGCGGUAGAGAAGGAGGCGGAGGAGUACGGGGACAUUCUUCAGCACGCAGCCCCUGACAAAUACACUAAUCUUGCAACAAAGGCGGCGACGAUGAUCCAAUGGAUGGCGGCGUCUUGCCCUGAGGCGAAGUUUUUAGUUAAGGCGGAUACUGAUACAUUAGUGAACUUGGAUGUGAUGAUUCCUUAUUUGAUAAAAGUGGAGAACAAGGGGGAUCUCGCUUUAGGCUAUCGUUUAGACAACAUGCCUCUCAUUACUUCUGAGAAAUCACGCAACUAUCAGGACCCUCUGGUGUUUCCGCGGAAGGUAUUCCCUCCUUAUCUUUCAGGUGCGUGUUAUAUUGUCUCGGGAAGUCUAAUCCAGAAGGUGGUGCGCGUCUUGCCGGAAGUGCCGCGGGUCAGAAAUGAAGACACCUUCUUAGGAAUGUGUUUGGAACGCCUGGGAAUUCAGCCUACUAACAUUGGGUCAGAAGCGCCGAUUAGUCCUUGGUUUGACCCGGCACAGGGACCUUGUGCUGCGUUCCGGCUAGCUGCAGCUCAUUCCUUUAAGCGGGACCUUUUGGUUGCCAUAUGGAGGUGGUGGAAAACCGGAGGAGCCAAAAUGUGUCACUAA